UUCCUGCCCCGCCUCCUCCGGCUCCUCGCGGUGCAUGAUGGUCAGGUAACCGGUGGUGGUGAUAUCCCUGUGCGCUGCUCUACUCCCGAUUUCAGCUGCCGUUGCAUCUCCGGUUCUCCUGUAAUGGUGAAGAGACGAAGCGGCGGCAGCAGCAGCAGCAGCGGCGGCGGCUGAGCUUCACUCACAGCUGGCCUCAUAGGAGGCGAGUCCCAAUGCCAUGGCUUCCAGCCACGGCUCCUCCCUAGUGCCUCGUGGUGGAGGCCGAGAUGGGAUCUAUCACAAGGAGCAGGAUCCCUUGGCCCCUCGGCGCCGGCCCGUCCGCUCCCUGCCUGACGUCUGCCCCAAAGAGCCCACAGGUGGGGGGCGGGGCUUGUGCGACGGCCCAUCUGUGGUGGCGGAGCACGACCGAUGGACGGUGUACAGCUCGAAGGUCAACCUCCCCGCCGCGCUGAACGACCCCCGGCUUGCCAAGAGGGAGUCUGACUUCUUCACCAAAACGUGGGGGCUAGACUUCGCGGAGACGGAGGUGAUGCCGUCGUUCUACCUGCCCAACAUUGGCAGGGAGCACUUUGCAGCGUACCUGCAGGAGACGGCUCAGAGGGAAAAAAUCCACGAACGCUGCAAAAGCAUUUGUCCCAACAAGGACGACCUGGACGCCAUCUCCAGUAUCACCACCAACCACGAAAAGUCCAGAGCUGAGCUGGAACAAGUCCCAAAGAUCUUCAUGAAGCCGGACUUUGCUCUGGAGGAUCCGAUCACCUUCAGUGCCGUCCUGCCCUGGUCACACUUCAGCAGCUCCGGAGGGAAAAGCAGCCGUGACGUGGCGUCGUCCAAACUUCUGCAGGAGAAGCUGAGUCAUUACCUGGACGUGGUGGAGGUCAGCAUCGCCCGGCAGAUCUCCCUGCGCUCCGACGCCUUCUUCCACGCCAUGUCGUCGCAGCAUGAGCUGCAGGACCAGCUGCAGGAGACACAGCGUGCCGUCGCCGUCCUGCGGGGACGCACCGCCGCAAUAGACCGCGUCAUGUGCCAGGGGCCGCUGCGUGCCCUGCGCACCGCGCUGACACGCAACAACUGUGUGAAGCUGCACAACAAGCUGAAGCUGAUGGCGGCGGUGCACCAGACGCAGCCCACAGUGCAACUGCUGCUCUCCACCUCCGAGUUUGUCGGAGCGCUGGAGCUCAUCGCCACCACCAAGGAGGUGCUGCAGCAGGAGCUGCAGGGAAUCCACAGCUUCAGACAUCUGGGCUCUCAGCUGUGUGAGCUGGAGAAGCUGAUCGACAAGAUGAUGGUGGAGGACUUCAGCAUGUACGCCCGCAGUGACCUGAGCCGCAGCCUGAGGGACGAGCCACAGGUCCUGGAGAAGGUGCAUAAACCAAACGCUGUUUCCCAGAAGGAGCGUCUGGAGUCGCUGGUGUUCGGCCUGCUGAGACAGAGGAAGCUGGACUUUCUGGACAUUUACAGCGAUGAGAUGAUCUUGGCUGCCAAAGCCAUCGUCAGUCAGUGUGUGGCAGAAAGUGUUUUUCACAUCGAAGAAAUCGACACAGAAGCCGUCACGAAGCUAGCUGAGCAGAUGCGUCUGAUGACGUCCCCUCAGUGGUUUGACCUGCUGAAAAACAUCUUUGACACUUUCCUUCUGUUUCUGCAAAGAAUCAAGGCAACUCUGAGCGUGAUCAGAAACGUACUUCUGGAAGUUCUUAACUCGAACCAGAAGAACCGGCUCCUGGAGGAGGCGGGUUCAGGUGCUUCAGGCCACCAGUCUUCCCCUGAUCCGACAUCCUUGCAGGGGGAGGCGGAGUUGGCGUACCUCACCCAUGAAGGUCUGUUCAUCAGCGAUGCUCUGAGCGAGGCCCAGCAGCAGCAGCAGCAGCAGGUGUUGUUAUCCCAGGAUCCGAGCUCCAGGAUCCAGCAGGGUCCCCGCACAGAGGCGGUCGAUUCCGGAACCACAGAGAGCUUCGUCAUGUCUGGUGAACACGUGAUGCCGACUGAGACGGAGAUGAAACGCGUCAUUAGCAGCGCGCAGGAGCUGCUGCACACGGCGUCCGACAUCAGCCACGACCGCUGCGUCAAAGUCCUCACGGCCAGAGCCAAGGACGGCUCCCUGGAGCGUCUGAGCUCGGCGGAGUUUGUGUGUCUGUCUCAGGCGGUGGAGGGUUUCGUCAGGGACACGGAGGAGCUGUGUGGCAGGCGCAGCGUCUCCCUGAGGGGGGCGCUGCAGAGCCAGGCCAACCGCUUCGUCCACCGCUUCCACGAGGAACGCAAGACCAAACUCAGUCUCCUCCUGGACAACGAGCGCUGGAAGCAGGCGGAGGUUCCCGCCGAGUUUCAGGAGCUCGUCAACUCCAUCGCCGACGGCAAAAUAUCGCUGCCGGAACGCAAAAUGCCAGGUCCAGACGACAGGAAGCCCGCGGAGUUUCUGCUCGUCAACGGACAAAAAUACGCCGUCGUCGGGACGGUUCUGCUGCUCAUCCGGAUCUUUCUGGAAUACUGUCAAUGUGUCAACGACAUCCCAUCCAUCGCCACAGACAUGCUGACGCGUCUGUCCGACCUCCUCAAGCACUUCAACUCUCGCAGCUGUCAGCUGGUUCUGGGCGCCGGAGCGCUGCAGGUCGUCGGACUCAAAACCAUCACAACCAAAAACCUCGCAUUAGCCUCCCGCUGCCUGCAGCUGGUCGUUCACUACAUUCCCGUCAUCAGAACUCACUUCGAGACCAAACUACAGCCCAAACAGUACAGCGUCCUCCGACACUUUGACCACAUCACCAAGGACUACAACGAUCACAUCUCAGAAAUCUCAGCUAAGCUGGUGGCCAUCAUGGACAGUCUGUUUGAGAAGGUUCUAUCAAAGUAUGAAGUCAGAGCUCCGAUGCCGUCGUCCUGCUUCAGAAACGUCUGCAAACAGAUGGCGAAGAUGCACGAGGCCAUUUCUGACCUUUUACCCGAGGACCAGACUCAGAUGCUGUUCCUGAGGAUAAACGCCAGUUUCAAACUGCACCUGAAGAGGCAGCUGUGUCGACUGGGCGUGGUCAACGACGGAGGACCACAGCACGGACUGGUCGUGGUCGACGUAGCGUUCUACACGGAGAACGUUCAGGUUCUGCGGAGCCUCGAGCGCCUCGACCUGAACAUGGUGGAGAUCUGGGAGCAGAAGAGGUGAUGGGCGGAGUCUGGACGUCCAGGACUGACAGACGGAGGCCAACGCCCCGGGCGGGUGGGCGAUGUCGUCAUCGUUGUUGGAGGAGCAGGAAACUCGCUGGGACCAAAAACGUCAAAACUGGAGAAGAGUGUCAGAACUUCCCCCCCAGAUCAGUUCCACCUUAAAAAGACUAAAUGAAGAGAAACACCUUAAGCCUCCUUAAUAACUGGCCCCGCCUCCACUGUGCAAUUAUUCACAAACUUUCGUAACUUAUUAGCAACGGUUUUAGCGCGGAAAAAGGCGGGUAAUUUAUUUUUUUCUGUCACGAAAAACACGGGAUAGUUUUUCUGCAACGCUUUGAGCCGAAGGGAUUUUUUCUAAAGAUUCAGCGCACACUGCGCUUUUCUUGCUUUACUGUCGCAGGUUUUGCGACGAUUCUGAGCUGGAAGGAAUCAUUGGCUCCGCCUCCUCACGUUGAAACAAUCAACAGGGUUUUUUUGUUCGUUUUUUUUGUUCACUGUGGCCGAAGAAAAAACAUUCUUAGGAUUUUUAUAAAUUGAGACAAAAACAUUUUUCCGGACUUCCUGUGUUCAAGAGUUUAUUUUUCCUGUUAAAAAAUAAAUAAAUAAAAAAUCUGGACUGUGAACACAUCAUCACACACCUCAGCUACUUCCUGUUGUUACCAAAGUUAAAGCCUCUAAUUUAACUCCUCGGUUUGAUCACGACUCGGGAAACCACAAAAUCUGAUGGACUUGAGAAAAAAAAUCACCACGGCAACAGAGACAGUGAUGUUCUCUUCAGGUUCUUCUUCUACUGCAUUGAUUAUGAAUGAGAUGAUUAUUUGAAAACAAACUUUAUUAUCCUGAGACAACUGUGGCCACUGCGGGCUUCCGUACGUGAGGGACGUGUGUUUGUGUGUCAGUGAAUAUAUGUACAUAUGCAGUUGUGUGUGUGUGUGUGGGAGGGGCAGCACGUACGUACGAAAAACAUUACGUCUUGAAUAAAAUGAUGAUGAAGCUA
Solea solea (common sole) is the source of this 4153-nucleotide messenger RNA. RefSeq names its product VPS54 subunit of GARP complex (gene vps54). The coding region runs from base 218 to 3154 and encodes 978 amino acids. The transcript has 24 exons. Gene Ontology annotation, biological process: Golgi to vacuole transport; retrograde transport, endosome to Golgi. Gene Ontology annotation, cellular component: GARP complex. Gene Ontology annotation, molecular function: syntaxin binding. The record is from RefSeq and is a predicted model, not a curated record. NCBI's taxonomy places the organism in Eukaryota, Metazoa, Chordata, Actinopteri, Pleuronectiformes, Soleidae.